This is a messenger RNA of Moneuplotes crassus, 8289 nucleotides long. The record is from the annotation of a GenBank genome assembly. Lineage: Eukaryota; Ciliophora; Spirotrichea; Euplotida; Euplotidae.
AUGAAUUACGAAGUUGUUAGUUAUAGAAAACAAAGACCUCCAGACGUUCGGAGAUUGACACUGCUGAUGUUAGUAAUCCUAUUACCUUUCUCAGUACAAGCAUGAGAAUGGGAUGAAGUUGAUCAAGGUGGCACUUGUACCAAGUGAUACCGUGUUUGGCCGGGUUGUUGGACUUGUGAUAGUACUGGCUGUCUAUCUUGCCAAGAAGCGAUGUUCAUAGCCCAAGGAGAAUCUAAAGUUUGAGUGACAGACUGUAGCUUCGUAACAAUGACAACCUACACAGAAAAAUCGAAGUUCUUUGCUGAUAGUUACAGAAGGAAAUGUUAUAGAUGAGGUGAAAAUUGAUCCAACUGAGUAGACGAUGUCGGUUGAGUUAGCUGUGAAACUGGGUCAUCAGUAUUCACUAGUGUGAUCAAGACUAUUGAUAAUGGAUGGCAACAAUGCCAAGAUUGUUCUACUGUUUAUCCUAAUUGCUCUACAUGUACUGAUACUGAGUGCACUUCUUGAGUUGGCAAAGAGUUAUCAGCAGGGUCAUGAGGAGAUGAUUGAGCAAUGAGUAAUUGUAACGACUGUAAUGCUGAUAAAAAUACAUGAAACAGAUGAAAUGAGGGAUUCGUCCUUGAUUCAAAUACUUGUGUUGAAGAAACUUGCUUAGUGAGUAAUUGAAUGGAUUGAGCUUCUCCUUCUGCUACUGAUUGCAUUGCUUGAAAACCUGGGUUUGUAUUAUCUUCAUCAACUGUGUGAGAUGCUUGACCUACAAACUGAUUAGAUUGCUCUGGUGGAGUUGGGACAUGUGAUUUGUGAGAUUCUGGGUUUAUUAUAUCACAAGAUGGAUCGAGUUGAGUUAGUGAAUGAGAAUCUGACCAAUUUGUUGAAGUUUCAAAUCCCUCAACUAAGAUAGGUAACGUAGUUGAGAAAAAGACAUGAACUACUUGUCAUUCUUCUUGAGAAAAUUGAGUCGAGUCAGGGGAAUCUGGAUGAACUAAAUGAGUUAUUAAUAAAUAUUUAGAUGGGCUUUAUAAAGGAACUUGCAAAGAUAAAGGUCCUUUACCUGACAAUGAAGAAAUUAUAUUUUAUGUGGGCAAUCUGCCAACUAAUUACGCAGUACCUUUUAGCGAUCGUACUGGGGAAACUGCAUUUCCUGAUACUAACUUGAUGACUUCUAUUUCUCGAGUGAAAGAAUAUUUGGCUCCUUACACAACUUUCAAUAAUGGUUCUCAAAUACAUGUGCAAAUAAGAGUAUUUCAAGGUGAUCAUUAUAUGCUUUAUGAAGAGUUUGCAUAUGUUCCAAAUAAAAAAGAUUUCUACACUGCAGACUAUCAUUUAGAAAUUCUCCCAUAUUAUUGAUUAAUAUUAUCAGGUUUACAAUUUGAUUCUCUUGAAUGUAUUAUGCCAUAUGAAUUCCAAUAUGUUAAAAUAUAUAACAAGGUUGGAAUAACAUUCGGAAAUAUUGUCGUACCCCAAAAACUUACUAUUUCAUACAUCUAUUUCGAAAUGAUUGAUAGCUUGAUUCCACCAGACAAUGAUCCUGAUAACUGCUUAACACGAAGGAAAAGAUGCUGUGAAUGGGAUUCUGCUGCUCACCAGAUUGGUAAGUUCAAUUCAACACAAAAUGAAGAAUGCGUUGUGAGAUAUCACCUUACUGAAUGGUGCCAUAGAGAACAAAAGAAUUCAAUGUUCACCUUCCAUCCUUAUCAUACAGAUUAUGGGAUGACCUCUACUCCACCUGAACUAGUUAUUGACAAUUGUUUUUUUAAUGAUAUGUUUUAUGAGUUCAAUGCUCUUAUAUUUUUAAACACUGAAGCACAUGUUACAAUCACAAACACUCAGAUAAACAGAUUAUCUAAUUGUGGUUCGAUCAUCAAAAAGAAGCCUUUAUCUCAGAUGAAUAAUGUAAAGACCAUUGAUGCUGUUUUUACUCAAUUUGUGAAUAACAUUAACCAGCUCCCACCAGAAACAGUAGCUACAGAUCAUUCGUGAACAGGAGCCACUCCAUGCUUCAAGCUUAAAUUUGUAGGGAAUUCUUUAUCAGAACACAACUAUUAUAAAUUUGUCGCCGCAGAAUUUAUCACUAAUCUUGAAGGAAAAACAAAUGGAGGUAACGGCAUGGAACACAUAGGAGAUAUAUUCCAUUUCGAUGAGUUUGAUGGGCCGAUUUAUAUUAUGAAUAAUACAUUUUCAGAUAUACGAAACAGAAUUACUUCAACUGGUCAAUACUGAAGCAUUUUUAAUUACUCUCAAGAAUACAACGACAUCUAUGGAGAUAGUGAUACUUUUAGGGUUAUCUAUUUCUUUUUCCUGGAUAAUAUUGAAAGAGACAUCGUUGUAGCAAACAAUAAUUUUGAAUCUAUCGUGACUGCUGGAGCGCUCGCUUACAUCAAUAAAGGCAACAAAUACGAAGACUCAGUUAUAAUUUUUGAUAGCAACACAGUUAACAAAUUUGGAUCGAUGUAUUUUUCAAAUGGAUUUUUAAUACAUAAGAAAGUUUCUGCCUCAUUUGAAGGCUCAGAUCCUGCUACGUGGACGUCGCUUCCUUGUAAAGGAAUAAUAUUUACAAACAAUAUCUUUACUGAACUUGUUUCAAGCCCUUCUGCAAACUCAUUGAUCAAAAUUAUGUGUUUGACAAGUACAGGAGAUAUUUUCAAGCCUUCUUUAACAAAUGAACAGAUUGCAGACAUGUCUCUACCUACUCAGAGCACUUUCACUUAUACAUAUGACACCUACACUCUUGACAUAGAUUACAACUAUACCUUUAUUUUCUCUGGAAACAAAGCUACAAUGAACAUGGGAGUUGGUAUGAAUUCAACUUAUGAGCUGGACGGGUUGCUAAAAGUACUGAUCAGAGAUAACAUAUUUGCCAAUAACUCAAUGUUUUCAGGAACGUACGCUGAAAACUCUUUUCUGUGGGAAGAGAGUGUAGGUUUUGCGGAGUGGGGAGUAUCGGAAUGAGAUGGAAACAGCCUUGCUCCUAAUAGUUAUGGGUUUAUAAAGGUAAAUUAUGGCCACCAUGUGCAUGUGGUUAAUAAUAGUGUGCAUAAUCAUGGUUUUAUUAACGGUUUUGAUAAUGAAGUGGCAGAAUUUGGAGCGUUUAUGUAUUUCAUAAAUACAUACGGAAAUGUAAUGAUAGAUAACCUCUCUGUGUCCAAUAUUACUGGUCUUUUUGGAGAUUAUAAUAUUAAUGUAUUAAAACUUGCCGACAGUUUAAUCUUCUGGAUGCAGACUUCAAAUUCAACACAAUAUUAUGCUUCAGUUCCUGUAUUUUAUGUAGGAGGAGCUAACAUUAUUAAAACCUUCUCUUUAAACGAUAUUACUUUUGAAGACUCGAUCUUUUAUUAUGCUCAAAAUAAUUAUGCCGGAAUGUUUAUCCAUGUACCAUAUGAUCUUACUACUAACACAGUUGGUGUUCAGAAUCUUACUGUUACUAAAUUUUCUUCACGAAAUGUUUACAACUACGACUCUGGGUCCUUAAUUCACAAGUAUGGAGAUUUAUAUAUUGAUGAUGCCAACUUUACAGAGUAUGGAAUUACAAAACCAACUGAAAAUGGAACAGCCACAAAAGUUCCCGCAAUUGUAUCUAUUUUAAGACCAGACCAUUCUGUGACUUUAAAUAAUGUUGGAUUUUUCAGUAGUACUGGAGGAGUGGAAGGAAGUGCUCUUCUUGUAAAAACAGAUAAUGAAAUCUCUGUGACUGCUACUUCAGGGCCUCAUUUCACUCUUGAAAGCAUGAAUAUAACAAUGUCUAAAGGACUCUCUUCUCUUGUUAAGUUUGAUAUUCCAAAUAUAAUUGCAAAAGUGAUUGCUCUGAGUGCAAGAAACAAUAUUGGAAUUGGGGUCAGUGUAAUAAGCAUUAUUAAUGGGGGAACAUUGGAUCUGUUAGAUUUAGAUAUGUUAGACAAUGAAGGGCCAUCAGCAUCAGACAUUACAAUCAGCUCAUGUGCAACUUGUUCUAUCAGAAUUAUCAAUUCAACUUUCUCAAGAAGUCCUCUUGAUACUAGUGGAUCUCCUACUUUUGACAAGUCAAGAUCAAUUGAUGCAUCUAUGGGAGGAAAUUUUCAGGUAUUAAAUUCAACGUUCUCAAAUUAUCAUCUGAUUGAAGAAGGAAGUGUAAUGAAAUUUAAUAGUAUGACUGCUAAUUUUGAAAGUUGCAACUUUACUAAUAAUGUGGCUAAAAGAGGAGGAGUUUUUAGUAUUUCUUCAGAUGCUCACCUUAUUUUGAAAACCUCUAGAUUUAUAAAUAACAUAGCUUUUGAAAGAGCUGGAUCUAUUUUUGGAAGAGAUGAAAUUUCUGUUAAUACUGAAAACUCAAUAUUCUCGGGAAAUCAGGCUCCAACAGAUGCUGUAUUUUAUUUAGAGCUUAAUGUGGUGUACAAUGAUAUAAAUUCAGUUUUUGAGCAAAAUAUUGCAACCCAAGCAAAUUCUAUUGGGUCCAUAAUUCAAGGAUCAGCCCCAGGAACUUUGGAAGGAAGUUCUUUCUUAAACAAUACAGUGACUGGCUCUGAAGGAAUUUUAUUAUAUCUUCUAUUUAACGAAAUAACAUUUAAAGAUGGAUUCCUUCGAGACAAUGUGUUUAACGACGGAAACAAAAAUAUUUAUGGGAUCUCAUCUACAAUUACUUUUGAAAAUUUUACCUUCUCAAAUAAUGCUUUGCCAGCUAUUGAUAAUGAAGAUUCAGAAGGAGGAUUCAUUUAUUUGUUCCUCUGAGUUGGUAUAAUUAGAGGCAGCACAUUUACAAAAGGCAUAGCUAGGGAUGGAGGAGCUAUUUAUUCUUUCAGUUCAAGCUUAACAAGUGAAGAUAAUACUUUCAUUGACUGUAGAGCAAAAACAGGAGGUGGAGCUAUUUUUAGCUAUUCGAUUACAUCUUACAGCUCAACAAAUGAUAUUUACAUUAAUAACAAAGCAGGAAGUGGAGAUGCUAUUGGAAUGAUCUUAGUUAACGAUCUUUUUGAAAUAAAUAAUAGUUCUUUCCAGAGUGACAGCCCAUCACAAUUUAUCGACUCAUCUGAGAGUACUGUUUUAAUUAAAAAUUCUACUUUUGAGCAAACAAGUAAUUAUAUGACUACAAACACCUCGCUCAUUAGAAAUGGAGCUGGUAUUUGGGUAGACUCAACUACAAAAAUUACUGCACAAAAUAAUACUUUUAGAAACUUAAGAGCAUCAAGUGGAAGUUUCACCAUUGAAGAUCAUGUAAACGGACAAGAUGUUGAUGACAUCUUCGGAGACUCUAAAGCUCCAGGAGAGAUUCUUGUAGGACUUCAGAAUAAUACAUUUGAUGGAUGUGAAAGCUUUGGAACCGGCGGGGGAGCAGGAGUUUACUACGAGUGCACUCUCAAUGGUUGAGAACUUAAUUUCAAUGGAGAUUUGUUUGAGAAUAUGAAAUCUCACACAAUUGGAGGAGGUAUUUCCUGGACUUAUUAUGAACCAACAGGAAUCCAAACAGCCCAAUUUUCUAAUAAUACAGCUACAGAAUAUGGAGACGAUAUUGCUGGAGUUCCGACAUAUUUAAAAGCUGUUUCUGCUGAAUAUUAUAAUUCAUAUAUUUCGAGAAAUAGGAGAGACUUGAGUGUAUCAGUUGGAGAUCCUUACCCAAACUCGACCAUAAAUGAUUGUCAACCAGGGGGUCUCUUGCCAACUGUCUAUCUGGGAAUUUUUGAUGGGUAUGACAACCUUGUAAAACACUUAAAUGAAGGAGAAUUACAAGCAUCAGUUACUGGAAUAACAGGGAACGAAACUUAUACACCAUUCCUUACAUUUACUACCACCAUUAGUGUAAAGAACGGUCUUUUUAAUAUAAACAAUUUAAUUGCAACAGCAGAGCCUGGAGAGUCAACUACUAUAAUGUUCACAACAGAAUUAAUAGAUUCCACUAGUCCCUCUAAUGUUGAUUAUUAUGAAUCAAAGAAUCUUAGCGAUGGAUCGAUUUCAAUGAAGGCAAAUUUCAGAGAAUGAGAGAGUGGAGAAGCAUUCCUAGACGAUGGAGGGUGAGAGCAAUGAGAAGCUGAUGUUGGUUAUCUUCUUGUUCCUCCUAAAAGCGAAACAACAUGUAUACCAUGUCCUUCUUCUUAUGCCCAAUGUCUCGGAGGUAAUAAAAUUGUACCAAAAGCUGGAUUUUGGAGAGCUAGCAACAUGACUGAUUCUAUUAUUCAAUGCCCAAACACGGGAGCUUGACUUGGAUAUUCAGAGGAAACUCCAGAUUUACUUGGUGAAUGACAAAAAGGUUACAUGGGAAUUACUUGAUCUUUAUGUUCUCCCGAUUAUAGUAGCAUUGCAGAUUUUGAAUGAGGAAAAUGCCCUGAUCCUAUUCUUAAUGCGAUAAGAAUUGGAGGAUUCUUAUUCUUUAUGGUCGUUGUCAUUAUUAUUUUAAUAAAGUUUACAAUUCAAGGAUCUGGAAGAAAAAGAAACAUUGCUACAGUUUACAACAGAAUUAUUCUUAAUCAUGUACAAAUGCUAGUAAUUAUUUAUGGUCUUGAUCUUGAUUGGCCUGAUAAUUUUAUGUUAAUUUAUCAGAAUGCAGAGCCAGUUGCUGAAGCUCCACAACAAUUUAUAUCUUUCGAUUGCUUUAUUGAUAAAAGGACUGAUUCUUCUUUGGAUGCUAACACAAUUCCUCUCUUCUUUAUUAGAGUAAUAAUAGCUUGUAUCCUACCCGUACUUGUUAUUCUACUAAAUUUGAUCUUCUGGUAUUCUAUUUAUAUAUACUACAAAUCCAAAGUUAAAGCUGAUAAUGAUCAAGAAAGGGAAGAAAAACAACAACUCUUAUGAAAACAGAGGAAAAGAAGGAUUCUAGCCUCAAUUCUUGUAGUUAUGAUAUUCCUUCACCCUUCAAUUACUGAGUUAGUUUUUGAAUUGUUUAAUUGAUCUGAUAUUAACAACGAAAAUAGGCUUAAAAAGGAACCAGAAGAAAUAUGUUACGAGGGAAGCCAUCUCACAUAUGUCCUUAUUCUUGGAAUCCCUUCAUGUAUUGUCUGGGUAUUUGGAACUCUAGCUUACUCUUUUGUUAAGGUAAAAUUAAGUCAAAGAAAACUCCACAAAAUCGAAACUAAAGAGGAAAUAGGAUAUUUAUACAAUGGAUAUUUGAAGCAUGCAUGAAUUUGGGAAACAGUCAUCAUUUUAAAGAAAACGCUGUUGAUUGGAAUAGGAGCCUUCUUUGGAUUUUGAGGGAAGAAGGUUCAAGGUCAGUUCGCAUUUGGCCUACUUAUGGCUUCUGCUCUACUUCACAUCUGGGUUAAACCCUAUGCUACAAUGAAGCUUAAUGUACUAGAAUUUCUGUCCAUUAUGGCAUUAACUCUUAGCGCAUUAGCAGGAGUUUUCUUUGUCACAGAUGAUAGUAAUAAUAUUGAUGCUUUUGAUACGAGAAACGGAUAUACAUUAAAUAGCGGUGAAAAACUUAUUUUGUUUCUUCUAUUUUUAUUUUCCAACAUAUUUUUCUUUAUUUGUUGGGGAGUAUUAUACAUCUCGGAGUUCAGGAGAAUCUUAAGAGUCAGAAUACCUAAAGCAUAUUAUGCCAUAUUUCUUUGCAACAAUGAAUUAGCAAUUGAAAGAGAGGCAACUAAUAGAAAGAAAUUCAUUAGAAUAGAUAAUACAACCGAAUUAUAUAUUGACGCUUAUGACACUUGUCUGAAGACUGCUGAAAGAUUAAAGAGAAGAGUUAAAUACAAGAAUCUAUUACCAAUACUCGGAAUAGCAAAACUUGGAAAGAAUUAUAUGAGAAUGAGAGAUGUCAACAAACUUAGAGUCAUUCAUCAAGAUCAAGACCAAUAUGAGGAAGAUAAAGAAAUUAGCCAAAAUAAAAGAGCAGAUAUAUACAUAACCGAGAAUGAAGCAGAUCUUCCAGCAUUAGACUUUAAUCCUUCAGGAACAACUUCAAGUUUGAAUAAAAGCAAGAAAUCUAAUUCAAGUAAAGGAUUACUCAAAUCAAAGACUAAUAAGGUAGCUCCAAUUGCCUUAGAAGAAGAAAAAGAAGAUAUACUGAAUAAAACUCAAAAUGAACUUCUGAAUGAGAAUAAAACUCUGAGUGAUAUUGAUGUUGAUAGAAGCAUAAAUGAGAUGAACAAAGACCCUUCACUAAAACUUACUGAUAAGAUUAUUAAAGAUAUAAUUGAAGAGAGAAAAGAACAAAAUGAUAUAAAUCCAACAUUUGACCAGUACCAAAAUGGAAUCGAUAUGCAGCCUAUUGAGGAAGAGCAGGAUCUUAAGGAGUUACAAGAUAUUGAUGGAACGAUAGAAGAUCAAGAUUUAAGUGAAAGUGACAGAGACAGAGAAGAUGAGAAAGUGUCUCAUCAUGAUGAAAAAUAG